This is a messenger RNA of Alexandromys fortis (reed vole), 1497 nucleotides long. RefSeq lists its product as uncharacterized. The record is from RefSeq and is a predicted model, not a curated record. The coding region runs from base 541 to 1380 and encodes 279 amino acids. NCBI's taxonomy places the organism in Eukaryota, Metazoa, Chordata, Mammalia, Rodentia, Cricetidae. The transcript is spliced from 2 exons.
AGGAAGACGGUCAGCCUCACCCAGAGUCUUCUAGGCCCUGAGGUUCUGGCCUUACCUCUGGGGCUGAGGUCGAAGGAGUGCGCCUGCCAGGAUGAGGUAAAAAAGGAAGAGACUGAGCCCAGCCCUGGGGUACAGAGCCCCCAGCAUGGCGAGAACCAUCUCCUGUAUACAGUCCCUACUGUGGCUUCUGCCUGCCCCUCCCCCAGCAGGACGGAACUUGGUGCCAAUUCUCAGGGCCACCUCACAAAGGACAUUAGUUCCAGGGCUCAGCGCCAGUACUACCUCUCUUCCUGGAGAAGACUGUUUCUCAAGACAGGGUUUCUCUGUGUCAACAGUCCUAGCUGUCCUGGGACUUGCUCUGUAGACCAGGAUGGCCUUGAACUCACUGGGGUCUGUCUACCUCUGCCUCCCAGAGUGCUAGGAUUGGAGACAGGGUUUCUCAGCCUUGGCCAUCCUGGAACCCACUUUGUAGACCAGGCUGGCUGUGAACUCAGAGAUCUGUCUGCCUCCACCUCUGCCUCUCAAGUGCUGGGAUCAAAGAUGUGUCUACCACCGCCAGGCCAGACUCUUGUCCCAUACAACUGCUUCAGUAUUGCAGCCCUGCCAGGAUACCUCCCGUCCUCAGUUCUAGGGACCUGGAAUCCCAUAUGCUCACUCUUGACUCCUGGACGCCACCAUAUUCCUCCCUACCCACAGUCCCCAUGGUCUGCUGCGUCAUUCAUCCCCUGCCCCACUACCUUGAUUGAGCCUCUCCCACAUCCCCGCAGACGUUCCCCACCCUUUCAUCUCUGCCCACCAGACUGUUCCCUGGGCCUCAUACCAUCCAUUCCUCAUGUCCCUGCUGCAUGGCACUUGAGGGUUGUGCUCCAAGACCCUGCCCCAGCUGCAGGCAGGAAACUGAAGUUCUGGGUGAGGGGUGUGGCCUGGUGGGUAGUCUCUAUCCAGCUCCAACCUGACAAAACCGCUACUGGAUUUGCGUUUCACAAGCUGCUGGAAGGUUUCCUUCUUUGCCAUCACUGCCAGAGGCAACACCACCUCCAUCUUCACGAUCUCAGUGUAGUGUGUACAGGGAUGUACCUGGUAGUUAGGGCCUGCAAGGCAGGGACCAUGUGCUGUAUGGCGCCAGAGUCUGCUAGUGUAGGUACUCAGGAUGCUUGUGAGGCUGUGCAGAGGGUUAGUUUUGGAGUCCACAAGUUGAUGGGCUGCCCUUUCUACUGCUCCCGCACAGAGCCCAGGGCUGUGUUUCUCAGCAUCACACGGCAAGCAUGUCCACUUGAGCUGGGCUAUGAGAGCACAGUGGAGGAGGAGCCUGAAGGAGAGGUGCAGUGUUCUCCAAAGUCAAGAGACCUGCUAGGAAGGACAGGAACAAGGGGCCAGUGAGAAAGAAGCAUCUAGUCACGCAGUUGAGGCAAAUCAUGACCCAUGCCGGAGGAGGCUAAGUCAGUCUGCUAUGCCAAGAUGAAGCUGCCCCGGACCUGAAGGAGGCUCCCUGCCCAC